Molecule: messenger RNA, 804 nt
Organism: Debaryomyces hansenii CBS767
Lineage: Eukaryota; Fungi; Ascomycota; Pichiomycetes; Serinales; Debaryomycetaceae
Gene: CYC3
Product: holocytochrome c synthase
Exons: 1
Coding region: 1-804 (267 amino acids)
Biological process (GO): cytochrome c-heme linkage
Cellular component (GO): mitochondrion
Molecular function (GO): holocytochrome-c synthase activity
Source: RefSeq, a predicted model, not a curated record
AUGGGUUGGUUUUGGGCUGAUAAAAACGUAGGUAAACAAGGAGCUAAAUGUCCUGUUGAUCAUAAUUCAUUCAAAAAACAAGAAGCUUCGGAAAGUGCGUGUCCAAUAAAACACUCUCCUUUAGUAAGCGAAUGUCCUAUCAAGGAUAACGAUGAAGUCUUGAACCCUCUUAAUAACAUGCCAAUGGCCAUUUCAUCAGAAAAGGCACCGGGUCAGAAGAUAUCCUUAUCUACAGAGAGAACUAUUUCUUCUAUCCCUCGAGGCGAACUGGAUGACCAGGGGCUCUGGGAAUACCCAUCGCCACAACAAAUGUUGAAUGCGAUGUUAAAAAAAGGUAAAGGUCAGGGUAUUCCUGAAGAUGCAGUGGAGUCGAUGGUGGAUGUCCAUAACUUCUUGAAUGAAGGAGCUUGGCAGCAAAUCCUAGAAUGGGAACAAAAAUAUACCGAGGGGACGAAAAUAGAGCCAAGAUUGUUAAGAUUUACUGGAAGACCACAUGAUUUAUCUCCUAGGGCAUCGAUGUAUCUCUGGUUGGGGAAGAUCUUUCCCGAUACGUUCAAUACUCAACCACCAUUCGACAGACAUGACUGGACCGUGUUGAGGUCCUUGGGAAGGACUCAAGGUUGGGAACAAGUCAGAUACGUCAUUGAUUAUUAUGGUGCUCCAGAUGAUGAAGAAACAGGAAUGCCGGCAUUUAUCUUGGACACAAGACCUGCAUUGGAUAAUCCAACGAACGCAUAUGACAGAUUUACUCAUUGGUCUAAACCUCUCUGGAAAAGAGCAAUGGGUGAGUUUGACGAUUUGUAA